AUGGCAAACGCAAACGCAACUCAUCCCAUCGCCUUGGCGGGUGUGUUGGACGCCCAAACCUCGCAACACUUGCCCACGGCCGCGGCCGGCCUCGUCCUCGUCGUUUUUGCCCUGCUAGUGCAGCGAUGGCUUACCGCCGACCCCCUGGCCAACGUGCCGUAUAUGGGAGAGGGGACCAAGUCGGAGAAGAAGAAACAGUUCAUGGAAGGCAAAGCAGCACAGUUUUAUACCGAAGGCUACAGGAAGUUCAAGGACAGCAUCUUCCGCAUCGCGACGUUCCAGACAAAGGAUUCCAUCUGUGUUCCUACCAAGUUCCUCCCUGAGCUGAAGAAAGCCCCCGACGAUGUCAUCAGCGCCGCCGACGCCAACACUGAGGUCAUGUUCUCUAAGUACACGAAAUUUGAAAACGAAAACGUCUUCAUACACCACGUCGUCAGGUCGACAUUGACGCCGUCUCUACCCCGACUAAACGCGAGCAUCUCGGAAGAGGUUGCCGAAUCAAUGCGCCUUGAGCUACCCCAGUCCAGCAACUGGAGUGAGGUCCUUAUUAACCAGAAGCUCCUCCGCAUCAUUGCCAUGGUCUCCGGCCGCGUCUUUGUUGGCCCCGAGCUCUGCCAUGACGAGAGAUACAUUGACGCCUCUAUUAACUACACUGUCGACCAGAUGACCGCCGUGAACGCCAUCUCCAAGGUUCCUGCUUUCCUACGGCCCCUUGUCGCUACUCGGCUGCCAGAGACCCAGACGCUAUACAGGCGCAUUGACGCUGGUAUAGAAGUCAUCUCCCCCCUUAUCACAGCCCGUCGCAAGGCUGCAGAGAAGGGUAACUACAAGGCGCCUAACGACUUGCUCCAGUGGAUCAUUGACGCGCAGACAAAGCUUGGGACAGUCAGCGACCGUGACCUUGCUAUGAGCCAGCUUACUGCUAGCUUUGUCGCUAUCCACACUACUACUGCAGCAACAACUAACGCUCUCUACUGGCUUGCAGCAAAGCCUGAGCUAACCCCUAUGCUCCGCGAAGACGUCCAGCAGGCGCUAGCUGAGUCUAAGGGGGAAUUUACAAGCUUAGCUCUGCAAAAUAUGAAGAAACUGGACAGCUUCCUGAAGGAGUGUAUGAGACUUUCUCCGGGUAAUGUCGCAUCCUUCACACGCAAGGUUCUCAAGUCUGUGAAGCUCCCUAACGGCCAGACCAUCCCCGAGGGCAUGUUCAUCGGCGUCUCCGCCCAGGGCGUUAACCAAGACCCCGAAAUCUUCCCAGACCCAGAGGUCUUCGACGCCCUCCGCUUCUACAAGCUCCGCGAGGGCAAGGUGCACGCCGAUUCCGGCUCCAAGGCCGCCGAGACCGUUGCGCAGGCCCAGCUCGUCAGCGUCGGCACCACCCACCUGACGUUCGGCUACGGCAAGCACGCUUGCCCAGGCCGCUUCUUCGCCGUCAACGAGAUCAAGAUGAUCAUGGCCAACAUUCUGUGCCACUACGAAAUCCGGAUGCCGGACGGCGUUACCGAGAGGUACCAGGACUGGGUCUUCGGCCCAAUGAUGGGCCCUGACCCCUCCAAGACUAUCAUGAUUAGGAAACUAUGA
This is a messenger RNA of Colletotrichum navitas, 1578 nucleotides long. RefSeq names its product cytochrome P450. The record is from RefSeq and is a predicted model, not a curated record. Lineage: Eukaryota; Fungi; Ascomycota; Sordariomycetes; Glomerellales; Glomerellaceae. The transcript has 7 exons. The coding region runs from base 1 to 1578 and encodes 525 amino acids. Gene Ontology annotation, molecular function: monooxygenase activity; iron ion binding; heme binding.